GUUCCCUCUUCUUCUUUUCCUCUCUCACCUGUAACCAAAAACCCUCAGAAACACACAAUUGAUGGCUACAGAAUCACCAAAAUUUCAUCACUGAAAGUUGUAGUUUCAUCCUGCAAUAGCUACAAAUAAAAAAAAUUAAAGCUAACAAUGGCGAGCCUUCCUGAAGAUAUGAUCAUCGUUAUAGUAUCGAAGUUUCCAGUCAAAUCGAUCUCUCGCUUCAGGUGUGUGUGCAAACGUUGGUGUGAAUUGUUCAAAAACCCUAAGUUUAUUAAGACACACCUUCACCAUGCUAUUGAAAACAACAAGUUUAGUGUCCUGCUUGAUACAAAUUUCGCGGUUUAUGUGAUAGGUUCUGAUGACGAGAAUAGGGGUGUUUAUAAAACCAUAGAUUUUGAUGUAACAUCCUCCUUACCUUACCCUAUGGCUGUUCGAACUGAUCUCCCACAAGAUACGUUUCUACCUGGUUAUCCACGUAAUUAUCCAUGUGAUGGCUUAAUCAGCUUAUCCACCGGUAGUCCUUAUGGGGGUAGACGGAAAAUGAUAUGCUUGUGGAAUCCAUCAACAAGAGAAUACAAAGAUAUACCCACACCAACGUCAAAUCUAGAAGGCUUCUCCAGAUAUGGUGUUUGUUAUGAUUGGAAAGUUGAUGAUUACAAGUUGUUCAAGUUAGUGGCCAAUUCAGAAUUUAGUAUUACCUCUGAAGUUUGGGUUAGUAGAUUAGGUUCAAAUUCAUGGAAUAACAUUGGAGACAUAAGUUAUAAUGUGAAUCGUAGUAACAAUAUGUGUGUGAAGCCUUUAAAUGGAAUUCUACAUUGGAUAGGAAACACUGAAGUUAUAGUCUAGUUCGAUAUAGUUGAAGAGCGAACCAAAGAAAUCUAAGUACCCAGUUGCUAUCUACACGACUGCAGGUAUUCAUAUGAAGAUAUGGAAGUGGUUGUCUUGGGAGAGGAACUUUGCCAAUCAGUUCAUCCAAGCACUAAGAGCAACAUCGAGCUUUGGGUAAUGAAAGAUUAUGGAGUUACAGAUUCUUGGACCAAAAUUUUCAGCCUUUCAAGAGAUACAAUAAAUUUUCACAGGUUAUUGCCCCUGCAUUAUCUCAAUAAGAAUCGCGAGAUUCUAUUACAGGGUUUACAUUUUGAAGUCAAUGAUGCUUUAGUCUCAUAUAAUCCCAAGAGCGGAAGACUUGUGGCUCUUGAUAUCCCGGCAUGCCAAAACAUUUUAAUGCGACUACGUUUGUUGGAAGUCUAGUUUCACUCAAUUCAGGUGAAUUCGUUAAGGCUUCAAAAAUAUCUAAGGUGAAUACCAGUGCUGGCGCUUAUAAGUUCUUUUCGCUGACAGUUGAGCGAGCGAAAUCCGAAUAUUGGGAGUUACGAAGUAGGUAUGGCCUGGGCCCAUUUCUUGUUUUCUCGGCUGUGCUUGGCUCGUUCUCUGCAAUUAUCUUGCAUUUGGUAUUUUGGUAUUUAGAUCCUUCUGCUUGAAAUGGUUGAACAAGAGUCCCUGCUAUGAAACUGGAAAUGGUGGUAGCAGCACAUGUUGUCAUCAUCCACGAAAGAAACAACAAAGGUAUUGGUGGUUUAUCCUUAGCAGCCACUGAAAUAAAAAUUACUCCACUACUUAUUUUCUUCUCGUCUUUCCACUGUAUGAUUGAAAACUUUCUUUUCUUACUUUACUUCUUAAUUACCCACUUCCGAUGAAA
Papaver somniferum (opium poppy) is the source of this 1696-nucleotide messenger RNA. Its product is annotated as putative F-box protein At3g21120. The record is from RefSeq and is a predicted model, not a curated record. The transcript has 2 exons. NCBI's taxonomy places the organism in Eukaryota, Viridiplantae, Streptophyta, Magnoliopsida, Ranunculales, Papaveraceae. Gene Ontology annotation, molecular function: protein binding. The coding region runs from base 148 to 843 and encodes 231 amino acids.